Molecule: messenger RNA, 1494 nt
Organism: Quercus robur (English oak)
Lineage: Eukaryota; Viridiplantae; Streptophyta; Magnoliopsida; Fagales; Fagaceae
Product: peroxisomal membrane protein 11C
Exons: 8
Coding region: 517-1224 (235 amino acids)
Biological process (GO): regulation of peroxisome size; peroxisome fission
Cellular component (GO): peroxisomal membrane
Source: RefSeq, a predicted model, not a curated record
CCGAAUCACAAACUAAUCCAAACCCUCCUUAACAUUCGUGCUUGACCAAACAUCUAUUUCUAUUGUAAAUAUCUCAACUCAACUCAACGGUCCAGAUCAGAUCCUAAGUUAUAGAAGUGACCCCCAGUUGAUGAAUCAGCACAGUUAUCUGAUCUGAUCCUGAUCAUUGCAGCUUACCAUAAAUUUUUUUUUGGUUAAAAGGCAGCUGACCAUAAAUAUUAAAUAUAUACCCGGCAAAGUUUCCUUUCACAAUUGAUUUUAUUAUUACAUUCGUUUUGUUUGUUUGUACUGGGAAUCAAGAGGACCAAACAAGCCCUUAUCAGAGCCUAAUCAUAGAAGGGAGCUAAAGACAGAGAGAGCGAGAGAUAGCUGUUGUUACCCUUUUCAAGGCCAAUUCAUCCGGCACUUCCUUCGGUACUAUUCUUUCUCUUUCUGCCUGUAUAUAUAGAUUAUAGAAUUCACAAACCCCGAUUAUUUGGUCGUUGAUUUGCUCUUCAGCUGUGUUCAGCAUAAAAGAUGACUACACUGGAUGCAACUAGGGCUGAACUUGCGUUUGUUGUAUUAUAUUUGAACAAGGCAGAAACCAGGGACAAGAUAUGCAGGGCAAUACAAUAUGGUUCCAAAUUCUUGAGUAAUGGAGAGCCUGGCACGGCCCAAAAUGUUGACAAAUCAACCAGCUUGGCACGGAAGGUUUUCCGUCUCUUCAAGUUUGUCAACAACUUGCAUGCUCUUAUCAGUCCAACUCCACAAGGAACUCCCCUUCCCCUCGUUUUGCUGGGAAAGGCCAAAGAUGCAUUACUCUCAACUUUCUUGAUUCUUGAUCAAAUUGUGUGGCUUGGUAGAACGGGUAUCUAUAAGAACAAGGAGCAGGCUGAUCUAAUUGGCCGCAUAUCUCUUUACUGUUGGCUGAGUUCCUCAGUUUGUACCUCGUUGGUUGAGGUUGGAGAGCUUGGAAGACUUUCUGCAUCAAUGAAGAAGUUAGAAAAGGAACUUAAGAACAGUGAUAAAUAUCAAGAUGAGCUCUACCGGGCUAAACUUAAGAAGUCAAAUGAGAGGUCUCUGGCCCUGAUUAAAUCAGGCAUGGAUACAGUUGUAGCUGUUGGGCUGCUUCAAUUGGCACCCAAGAAAGUCACUCCUCGUGUAACUGGAGCCUUUGGAUUUGCUAGCUCACUUAUCUCCUGUUAUCAGUUGCUUCCAUCACCAGCAAAGUCCAAAGCAUCGUGAAAAGAGAAAGCCUGUUCUCCUCAAUGAGCAUCAAUGUCAUUUCAAUAAUUAUUGCGACUUCAUGAGAUUCAACUUGGUGUGAGCUUUAAGCAAUUUGUCAGCUAGUAUAGUGAUCUUUGCAAUUUCACCUUAAUUAGUGUCUCUACUGCCACAGUUCAUAGUGUUCUUUUACAAUCAAGAUAUUAUAUGUUGUCCGUUAUUGCAUAAUUAAUUUAAUAAUUAGCUGGCAACGACUACACGAUGAUAUUAAGCUUUUUGUUUAUGUGGGGA